This is a messenger RNA of Iphiclides podalirius (scarce swallowtail), 660 nucleotides long. The record is from the annotation of a GenBank genome assembly. NCBI's taxonomy places the organism in Eukaryota, Metazoa, Arthropoda, Insecta, Lepidoptera, Papilionidae.
AUGCCUUUGCUUGACGGAAAAGAAAUAGAAAUAUUUUUCAGUGAAGAAGACUUACCAUACGAAGAAGAAAUAUUAAGGAACCCCUAUUCUGUUAAACAUUGGUUAAGAUACAUUGAGCACAAAAAGGCAGCACCCAAACAUGAAAUAAAUAUGAUUUAUGAACGAGCUCUAAAAGAGUUACCUGGAUCAUUUAAAUUGUGUCAAAUGUGUGAUCCAAGAAUAACAUCGGAGUUUUGGAAUACCUGGAAGGAAUUUGAAGUGAGACAUGGUAAUGAAGACACAAUGAGAGAAAUGCUUCGAAUUAAAAGAAGUGUUCAAGCAACAUAUAAUACCCAAGUUAAUAUGAUGUCUGCCCAAAUGUUAAGUUCGGCUGCUCAAGCAGCAGGUACUGUUUCUGAUCUAGCACCAGGCAUUAAAGAUGGAAUGCGAAUGUUAGAAGCCAAAGCAGCUGAAAUGGCUGUUCAAAGGAAGGGAGGUAACAUUAUGUUUGUUCGUGGAGAAACCCAAGGUCUGAAAGAAAGCGGUGAUAAGGUUCUCAACCCGGAUGAGAUUGAUAUUGAUGACGAAUCGGAUAACAGUGGAGAUGAAGAAGUUGCACCAGUCCAGAAAAAAGAAAUACCUGUGGCUGUCUUUGGUGGCCUUAUACCAGAAAAAGAUCAA